This is a messenger RNA of Esox lucius (northern pike), 2665 nucleotides long. RefSeq names its product EDAR-associated death domain (gene edaradd). Lineage: Eukaryota; Metazoa; Chordata; Actinopteri; Esociformes; Esocidae. The record is from RefSeq and is a predicted model, not a curated record. Gene Ontology annotation, molecular function: protein binding. The coding region runs from base 685 to 1320 and encodes 211 amino acids. The transcript is spliced from 7 exons. Gene Ontology annotation, biological process: signal transduction.
AGUAGGUCUCUCAAAAUCCGUGCGACAAUGUCAAUUGGUUCUUCCAAACGUGCCUGCCUUUUUGUGGGAGGAAGGGCGGUGCUUAUCGAGUUAACCAUGAAGGUACGCUGCAUCUUUAAACUGCACGGAGCAGGUUAUGUUGCCAUGACAGCAUACCUCUGGUAAAACGUAUUCACGGGUUAUUUGCUAUAUACCACACCCCGUCGUGCCUUUUUGCUUAGGCAUACCAUCGCUAUCAGCCAAUCGGGAUUCAAAUCCCUAAUUUAUAACAAGGGAUAAAUGUCCUCCAGCGUUUUUGGACCCCUUGCAAAAGAAAAUAGCUAAAAUGCUACGUAGACAAUGCCAUUGUUGUUUGUCAGCUUGAUUUUAAACUCAAAACAUGGGAGAAAUCUAACUUUUGAGGUGGGUCUGUCAGCUUCCAUGUAUGGCUACCGCAAGUGGAACGGGAAGUUACGCGACAUGAGAGACUGUUCAGAGAUGCCUUGCAUUGACAGCACAACUUAUUUUAUGUUUAUUGAGCGUCAUUAUCACAGCAACUAAAUCUCCCGCCCCCUCAGCGCAGUCUUGGGUAGGCAACUCUGUUGCGCCAGCGGUAUUACUAACCACCGCGUCAACUUUAUCAGCCCCUGAUAAUCGUAAAGCGCUACUUACCUUUCCUUCUUAUGUACACAGCAUUUUGAAAAGAUGACUAGCUUGAAGACAUUUAAGGAGCCAUUCGAUAGAAUAAUCUCUGAACCAGUGGAGGACAUAGAUACUAGCAGCUUUAUGGCAGAAAUGUCCUUGAAGUCAAACUAUCCAGUCCAAGUCACAGAACCUCAAGAUACAGUGACACUGCAGCUGAGAUCAUUGCCAUCUGGCUGCCUCUCUCCUGACAGAAUAAGACAGCCAGUGGAAGAUAAUGUGGAGUACAUUUGCUCAAGCUCCAUCUCACCAGACUUCCCCAAGGAGCUACAGUUCUUGAACAAUCCAUGUGAUAAGUGCUGCUGCUCAGCUCCACCUCCAAAGAUCAGUGACUUAAUGGAUGACAAGGACUUGCUUGAUUUACUCCGUCUUAAACUUGACCCAAAUCAUUGCACUGUCAAGAACUGGAAGAACUUUGCGAGCCGUUGGGGUAUGAGUUACGAUGAGCUGACUCUGCUGGAGCACCGGACCCAGGGCUCAGUGAACAGCCCCACACAGGAGUUCCUGCUGCGCAACAAUCACAAGACCGUCACCGAGCUCACUGAACUUUGCAGACUCUACCAGCGCAUUGAUGUGCUGCGGCUUCUGCAGCAAUGGAUGGAGAACGACUGGCCCUCACGCUGGCAAAACGCUCAUUAACAGCUUGCCCCGAAACCCUAUCCCUAACCCUAAAAAACCCAUCAGAAACUCCAUAUUAAUUUUGACAUUGCUAUCCACUUUAUAGAAUUUUUAAUGACAACUGGGACGUGGAAAUGUUAGCAUAAGCCCAUUUAUUUAUCAGACAUUGGGUUCCGGAUUUGAGAACGUUGAAGACAACUGGAUCACUUGUAAUAUGACUCCUGCGGAGUUUAGGACAGUGGGACUGAUACUAACAUCUGUAGUUCUGAGCAUCUCAACUAACACACAUUCUUUACUUUUUCUGAGGGGUUGUUCGACCAUGAUACAUAUUUGGGUGAAAUUCCGCUUACCCUGAGUUGUUCUUGAAAGCGCAUGGAGUCAUAUUUAGCAACAAAGUAUUAUUCAACUCUGUCACAGCCUGGAAUUAGCAUUAUUAGGUGACUAUUUUCUGUAGCCGCCACACACAUUCGGCAAUGAUGUCAUCAGUAGUUAGCAAAUGCUAUGUGGUUGUUUACAAAGUAUGACAAUUUUUUUUUUGUAUUGAUACCAUUUGUGAACAAAACAGACCGGUAAACAAAGGAAGUAUCAGUUUAGGUAAAAUCAAGAUAUAUUGUGCAAAAAUUUAAACAUUAUUUACAGGGAUACAACAUUGACAGGUUAACAACACUCCUAGUCCUUUGGAGUAUUUUCCUUCUAGCAAUGCAGCUUUUGUGGCUCGGGACGCAUAGUUUCAAUUCAUGAAUUUGGAUCAUGCUACUGAUGCUAACUGCAGGCCGGGACAAAGGUGAAUAAUGGAUUGUUGUGAAAAAUGACUUCAUGGGCCUUCAAGAACAACUCAUGGUAAGCAGAAUUUCACCCAAAUAUGAAUAUAGGUUAAACUAUCCCUUAAAGGGCCUUCAUUCCACCUCAUUUGCCGUCUGUCCAAGAGUUGGUGCGCGCACAAAAAAAAAGAGGGCUAUAGAACACAAAGUGUAACUGUAUUUACCAACAUACCCACAUGGCACAUCAAGAACAAGGGAAAAAUAUAUUAAAAUGGUGAAAUGUUAAUCAGUUUUUACUUUUAAGAACAGUAACCAUAGUAAUGACAGGAAUCAGUGUAGUAGAUAUGGCAUAUGUCACAGAUUUGCAUUGCUGUCUUUAUAUUCUCAUACAAAUAUUUUUAUUUCCAAGUAAUGUUUGUAUUCAUAGUUAAUGAGUCUUGACUAUUUUGGUAUAGUUGGGUGAAGCAGAGUGUUCCUUUUUUUAUUUUUUUUUAUUAGAUCUCACAAUGUUCUAAUCCAAAUUAGGACUUUACCGUUGAGUGUUUCUCUGAAUGUGGUUACAAUUCCCCCCCACCCCACUUAAAGCAAAUAAAAGCUAGAUGUUU